Alternaria ventricosa is the source of this 2034-nucleotide messenger RNA. RefSeq lists its product as uncharacterized. Bases 1 to 2034 code for a protein of 677 amino acids. NCBI's taxonomy places the organism in Eukaryota, Fungi, Ascomycota, Dothideomycetes, Pleosporales, Pleosporaceae. The transcript has 2 exons. The record is from RefSeq and is a predicted model, not a curated record.
AUGGAUUCCAUUCAAGAGGAGAUCAACGAUGCGAUCAGAGAUGGGACACUUGAAGACAUCAAUAGCUUUGCAGAGCUCCAUAAGCGCAGAAUAAACUUCGAGACACAAUGGGACCUGCUACCCGACAUUCUCCAUCGUGGCCGACUCGCUUUCGACACUGCCAUCGACGUAGACUUCCCGGAGUCGAUCAAGGCAGGAGUACCGGUAGUUUCUGUUUUGCAGCGGGUGCUCAAUACUAUCGGAGCACUUUACGACGAAAACACACGUCGCAAUGCAGAGUCGGUCCCAAAACGCGAAAACACUGCCGAGCACGAGCCUCUGGUGAAAGACGCGACACCCUUCGAGCAACCUGAAGACGAAGAUGAGCGGCCACACGAGCAGUCACAUAAGAUGGAAGAAGUCAUAGAAUCGAGAGAGCUAUCAGAUCACGGUGAGCUAGACAGCUCGGAAGAACAAAUCGACGAAUCCGAGUCAGACUACGGAAAGCCCUCCAAAGGAAAAGGCAAGCUCAAGAGAGGCCGAAAGAAGACGAAAGACGUCGAAGCCGCCAGAAUAGCUAUCGCAGUGGAAGCCAGGCAAAAGAGAAUGCGCCUGACCCACGGCACGCCCAAUAGCGACGCGAAGAAUCCUAAGCGCCAUCUCUUCGGUCUCAAUUCUGAGUUGGGAGACACGAGCACUACGCUUUCACCCACACCCUCAUCGCCCACGACCAGGAGCAGGAAACUGCAAAACACUGUAGCUGUAUCAUCACAUACUCGUGCGAGUAGCAGGUUAUCCAUACAAGCCGAAAGUACACCCAGCAAACCAUCUGCCGACCUACCCUCGCCGACGCCCGACAACGAAAAUUUCACCAACCGACCAAGUCUCAUCGUCAAGCUCAAGACCCGUAGACCGUCUGCGCCCAACCCAGCACACAUCUCAACACCCAAUUUCCAUCCCAAGCGCGGACGUCCACGGAACCCGGAGGGCAAAUCGAAGGGGAAACCGAAGGGUAAAUACAAGAGUGCAGAAUUUGUAGAUUCAGAUAACGAAGGCGAGGAGAUGGAGAACAAUGCCCCCACCGACAUCGCGCAAGAGACGAUGCGAAAGACGCGGAAAGCUGCAGCCAAGCCCGCGACCAAGACUACGAGCAAACUAAAGACACUUGUCUUUGGCAGGAAGGAAGAAGUGGCAGUGGAUGAAGACAAGAACGCCGAUGUCGAUAUGGCCGACCCAGAACCCAUCUCAAGGAACGGUACGACGCGCGAGACCCGGCAGACGCGAAGCGGCAUGACCACACGUGGAAAACAACCUACUAACAACUCCAAGGCCAAGCCAGAUGCGAGGAAGCCCAAAACACCAACGCCAUCAGUCAAGAAGAUGCGGGAAAAGGCUCCGGUAGCUCCACAGCCAAAGCGGAAUACUACGACACGGCCGCGAAGAGGUGCCAUGUCCUCACCCUUUGAGUUGUUCGAGCCGCCUGCCCCGGAGACCGCUACACCGGCACAAGACAAUGUCUUCUCGGACACGUGGUCAGACACCGCCGUAUUACCAAACAGCCCUUCGCCUCCGCUCGUCGCUAAUCCAUCUGUUUUACGCCCACAACCUCCAUCAUCUCCAUCAUCUCGCUCAAAAAACGCCACACCAUCCAUUGCCUCUCCAACAACCCCAAGCGCAACCACCCUCACACCCCAAACCUUCGCGCCCUUCCCCCCACUAACCCCCCGCGACCUCCCCCCCUUCACCCGCGGCGCGCGCAUCGCCCUCGAAAACAUCCUGUCGGACCACCAAUCCGAGCCGCUAACCAGCCUCAUCGACCUCAUCGAAGAACUAGACGACACACGGCCGAUUGUAAACGACUGGGAGCAUGUUACGGUGAUGAAGGGUGGGUGUUGGGUGUACCAGGUUAUGAGGGAUGUGUGGGAGGAGGUUGUGGAUGAGAGUGAUGGGGAGGAGAUGGAGGUUGAUGUUAAUGUUGAGGAGGUUGUGGGGAGGGUUGGGGGGUGGGUUGAUAGGGAGGUGGGGAGGUUGGGUGGGGUUGAGGAGGGUGAGUAG